Molecule: messenger RNA, 1272 nt
Organism: Brassica napus (rape)
Lineage: Eukaryota; Viridiplantae; Streptophyta; Magnoliopsida; Brassicales; Brassicaceae
Product: protein RGF1 INDUCIBLE TRANSCRIPTION FACTOR 1
Exons: 4
Coding region: 211-885 (224 amino acids)
Source: RefSeq, a predicted model, not a curated record
GAAUUGAGAAACAGAAGGAAAGGCAAAGGAGGUUUGGUUGGUCGACUUUGCUAAGAUAAGAGAGAGACUGUCUUCUCUCCUUCCUUCCUCAUUCUUCUCUCUCUAAACCUUCUUUGCAACAAAACUCCUCACUUUCUCUCUCUCUCUCUAUAGAAAAAAUUCGAAGCGUUUACUCGAAAAAGACUUUGUCUUUUAGGUUUCUUAAGGAAAAUGGCGAUCGAGGAUCAAGAGAAUACCAUCCGAGAAAUCAAGCCUAAGAACAGAAGAAUCAUGGGAGCUGGUGGACCAGAGGAGGAAGAUAACAGGCAGCCGCCGUGGCUGAAACCUCUGCUUCAGGAGAAAUUCUUUGGUCAUUGCAAGUUUCAUGCAGACUCUCACAAGAGUGAAUGCAACAUGUACUGCUUAGACUGUACCAACGGUCCGCUUUGCUCUCUCUGUCUUGCCCAUCACAAGAAUCAUCACACCAUUCAGAUAAGGAGAUCUUCUUAUCAUGAUGUUAUAAGGGUGAAUGAGAUACAAAAGCAUAUUGAUAUAGCCGGGAUCCAAACUUAUGUGAUCAAUAGUGCUAAAGUCAUCUUCUUGAACGAGAGGCCUCAGCCUAGGCCCGGGAAAGGUGUGACCAAUACCUGCAAGGUUUGCUAUCGUAGCCUCGUUGAUGAUAGCUUCCGCUUCUGCUCUCUUGGCUGCAAGAUUGCUGGAGCAUCUAGAGGAUUUGAAAAGGGAAGGAAGAACCUUGUGAUGGAAUCAGAUGAUUCAAGUUGCAGCAUUGGAAUUGGGAAGAACAUUCAGAGUUUCAGCCCAUCAACACCUCCACUUACUGCAUCUAGUCAUUGCAGAAUCGCCAAGCGAAGAAAGGGAAUCCCUCACCGGUCUCCAAUGGGAUAAAUAAAAAGAUGCAAAAGUGUUAAAAGCCAAAAUACAGAAGCUCAUUUGCCAGUUUCUUCAUCUAUAAGAUUACACACAAAGGUUUAGCUAAGACAAGCUUUUGUCUCUUAUCUUUUUUUAUAUACCGAAGAAUUGGCCUUUUGCUUGUGUUAGGUGAAGAAAAGGCCAUAUAGGUUUUGUCCUACUAAUGGUAAGUCUGUGAAUAUGUAAUGUGCUUUUGUAUAUUUAUGUUAUGCAAAAAGGGUAGAAGGUAAAUAAAUAUAGGGCUUUGAAGGUGGUAAAAGUGGAAAUAAAACAAAAUUAGUUUUGGUUGUAAAUUUGGUUUGGUUAGGUGCCAUACAUGCAUCUGGAAGAACAAAAUAAGUAAUGAGAUUCGCUGCCUUUAUA